Drosophila grimshawi is the source of this 2574-nucleotide messenger RNA. RefSeq lists its product as uncharacterized. The record is from RefSeq and is a predicted model, not a curated record. The coding region runs from base 542 to 2512 and encodes 656 amino acids. NCBI's taxonomy places the organism in Eukaryota, Metazoa, Arthropoda, Insecta, Diptera, Drosophilidae. The transcript has a single exon.
AAAGUUAAGGCCAUAACGGCGUCAAAGUGUGUUUACUGUUAGGCGGCCCGACAAAGCUCGUGCGCCGAAUGAAAUUGAAUUUGCUGCGAUCAGUCUGCCAGCAGCUUGGCUCACGAGCGGACGCUUCAAACUCUAUACAGCUGUUGUCGUCGGCACAGAAAAACAUACGAACCAAAAACCCGUUUGCAAGCUGCCCGCGCCGUCGCCGUCCUCGUCUCGUUCUGCGACUGCGCAAAGUGUUUCGUAAUUUUGAACAGCAGCAACAGCAGCAGCAGUUGCAACAGCAACAGCAACAGUUGCUGAGCGCGAGCAACAUUUCUGCUGUGUUGUGUGCCAGUUUCAUUUUUUGUGUCUGCAGUGCUCGCCUCUUUUUGCUAGACGCUUUUCAUUUCACGUGUGUCGCGUGUGUGGAAAUGUUUUUCGAAAUGCAUCAAGUGUUGAAAUCAUAAAUAAAAUAUAUAUUGCGGCCAAGUGAUGUGCGAUACGCACGACAGACCAGGACAACAAGCAACACGUGAGAUUCGAACGAGGAGGCAGGAUUAUGAGAUCACAUUUGGCCGUUUAUCGUGCACCAGAAAACGCGAACGUCAAUUGCCAAUUCGCUAGAUAUGCACUGCAGCCAGCAACGCAACGCCAACAUGCCACAUUGUGGAACGCCGUGCCUGCGCCGACAACAGCAGCAGCCGCAGCACUUACCCCAACAGCAGCCGCUUGCUACAAUCUGCGUGCCCAGCUGCAUCAUGGUUUAUACCAUGCUGCGGCAGCAUCGACGCCACCGCCACAAGCCCAGCAGCUGCUGGUCAAUCAGCAGCGGAUUAAUGAAUGCGCCGGCAUACCGCUUAUCUCGAAUGCCAGCAGCCAUUUGACGCACGCCCAGCGACACCGUUUGUUACGCAAAUCCGCCAAAUUGUGGCCCACCUCCUCCGUCUCCGCCUCUUCUGCUGCCGCGGGACAUUCCAUGUCUCAGUUGGCGGCACAUGCGCAAGGACAGCCGCUAUUGCAGAACAACAAACUGCAUCAUGCACAUCUGCAACAGCAACAGUUGCAGCAGCAACACUCGCUGCAAUCCUGGCCGGCACAUGCCGCCAUCAGCUAUCAGGCGAUGCGUCACAACAGCAACAACAACUUUCAAAUGACGGACAAAUCGCGCACGCUGCGCUAUCAAAACUCAGCACCAGCUGUGCUCAACUCACAAGAACAGCAGCAACAAACCAGCAACGGCAGCAACAGCAUUGCUGGCCAGGAUCAGGCAACAAGCGUGGCGGAUAGUUGUCUGCCGCGCAUCAUAAAGCCACGCAAGCGUCGCAAAAAGGAUCGCAAGCCGGCCAAUGGAGUGCUGCUCAAAAUGGAUGCCGAACAAAUGCAACCCAAACUGCAACAGCAUCAGCAAACACACCAGCAACACCAACAUCAGCAGCAGCAGCACACAAAUUAUGCACAACAACUGUUGCCCAUCAGCAACUGCCACAUGCAACACCACGAUCACAGUCAUGGCGUCUGCUUCUGUCGCGACUGUGAUCCGUUGCGUUCACUGUGGGAUUAUCCGUUGCGUCGCUCGCACUCGGAUGCCUCGGGUGGAUCGGUUGGCGGCAGCUCGAGCAACGCCUCGUCAUCGUCCACGCACUCGGAUAACUCGUGUGCCAGCUCAAUUUGUUCGGCGGCCGCAAACAAUUUCGAUGAGACGACGGAACACUUUGCGCCCAUCACCGGCGACAGCAGUCGCGCCGAAAUUGUGGGCGUCAUUGGCUCCCAGCGCAGUCAUGCCCACACAGCAACAACGCUGGCAACAACAGCAACUGCAACACAAAAAACAACUACAACACCAGCAGCAACAACAGCAGCAGCAGCAACAACUUUGUAUCUAAGCGACUCGAAUGAUUCAGGGUAUGGCGACAUCCUAAGCGGCAUGAAUAUUGCCAACGAUCUGUUUGCCAGCUGCUUCAACAAGCAUGCGGCCAACGCAUCAUCAUCAUCAGCUGCAUCCAACUGCAGCAGCAGCAGCAAUGCAGCCAGCGCCGAGACGCUGCUCAACGAGAGCAUCAACGAGAUUUCGCGCAAGCUCAUCGAGACAUGCGCGGUGAAUGAGCUGCCCACGAGUCAGGCCAGUCAUCAGGGAUUGUUUGGUGGUGGUGGUGGUGGUGAUGGUGGUGGAUGCAGUGCCGCCAGUGACGAUGCCAGUGAGAACAGCUGCUCGGCAUCCGGCAGCGACAGUGGCUUGGAUAGCGCUGGCAGCUAUUGCUCCGAGGCGCUUGUCUUCAACUUUGAACAUUUAAAUCUGAUGGAUGCUGGUUUAGUGACGCCCACAGCGACAGAUUUUCAUAUCGUUGACUGCAACAACAACAACAACAACAAAUGCAACAACAAGCAACAAUUUUAUAACAAUUGCUUUGACUUGGUGUGGCGCAGCAGCAACAACGACAGCAACACUCAAAUGACAGCUGCCACACCCACAACAUCUUUAAUACUGGGCACGGUUGGAAAACUGAAGCCAGCAUUUUCCACCAUCUCGUGACGACUACAAAGACGAUGACAACGAUCAACGACCAAAUCAAAAAAAAAAAAAAAAAAAGCAAA